CGUUUGAAUCUGCUGGAUCAAGAGAAUAAACAACGUCUCGAGAGUGCACUUCAAACUCGACGAUCCGACACUGGUAACGGAACUCGUUCGCAAUCUUAA
Messenger RNA from Anisakis simplex (herring worm), 99 nucleotides. NCBI's taxonomy places the organism in Eukaryota, Metazoa, Nematoda, Chromadorea, Rhabditida, Anisakidae. The record is from the annotation of a GenBank genome assembly.